AUGACUUCUAAGAUCGCCAUCCAACCACCACCGCUUUCUCCACCGUCCUCCGACUCCGAUUCUGAUUCCGGCGACACCUCCCACCGCCACCAACAUACGGACCUUUCCUCUACUAUCUUCAAAUCCUACCUCGAACUCACCGGCUACCAAUCUUCCCCUCAACAUCACGAUCUCAUCAAGAUCCAGUCUUUCCUCACCUCCUCCCGCUCCGGCGCUCUCUCUUGUCUUAUUUGCCUCGAACGAAUCAAACCCACCGAUCCCACCUGGUCCUGCUCCUCCCGUUGUUAUGCUGUCUUCCACCUGCUCUGUAUCCAGUCAUGGGCCCUCCAGUGCACCAACCUCGCAGCUGCACGCGCCGCCUCACGCGCAGCCUCCAUUAAUGACGAUUCACUGCAAUGGCAUUGUCCCAAGUGUCGAAUCGAGUAUCCCAAAUCCCAAACACCCAAGUAUUAUUACUGCUUUUGCGGAAAAGUUGACAACCCACCUCAUGAUCCUUGGGUUUUACCUCAUUCUUGCGGUGAAAUUUGUGGGAGGCCGUUGUUACACAAUUGCGGACACCAAUGCCUGUUGUUGUGCCAUCCGGGACCGUGUCCCUCAUGCCCUAAAUUGGUGAAAACCAAAUGUUAUUGUGGAGCUACAGAGGAUGUGAGGCGGUGUGGAUUUAAAGACUUUUCUUGUAAUGGUAUUUGUAGAAAGACUCUAUCUUGUGGAACUCAUAAGUGUGGCGAAAUUUGUCAUGAUGGUGAUUGCUCAAUGUGCCGCCGAAAAGGGGUUUAUAAGUGCCAAUGCGGGAAAGUGGAAUUGGAAAGAGAGUGUUAUGAGAGGAUCUUUAGGUGUGAAAAUCCAUGUAAGAAGUUGCUUAGUUGCGGAAGGCAUGUAUGCGAGAGAGGUUGUCAUAAGGAUCAAUGUGGAGAGUGCCCUCUACAGGGCAGGAGGACUUGUCCUUGCGGGAAGAAAGUUUACGAAGGAAUAGCUUGUGAUGCUGUUGUGCCUUUGUGUGGAGGAACUUGUGACAAAUUGUUGAAUUGUGGCAUUCAUAGGUGCCCAGAGAGAUGUCACAAGGGUCGUUGUGAUGAGACUUGCAGAUUAAUGGUGACAAAAUCUUGCCGAUGUGGGAGCUUAAGAAAACAGGUUCCUUGUUAUCAAGAUUUAACUUGCGAAAGGAAGUGCCAACAACUUAGGGACUGUGGGAGACAUGCUUGCAAGCGUCGCUGUUGCGAUGGAGACUGUCCACCUUGUUCUGAGAUUUGUGACAGGAGGCUUCGAUGUAGGAACCACAAAUGCCCUGCACCAUGUCACAGAGGUCCGUGUGCUCCUUGUCCUAUAAUGGUGACAAUUUCAUGUUCAUGCGGUGAAACACAUUUUGAGGUUCCUUGUGGCACAGAAAGCCAGCAAAAACCUCCUAAAUGUCGCAAGCCGUGUCGCGUAGCCCCUUUGUGCAGGCAUGCAUCAAACCUCAAGUCACACAGGUGUCAUUAUGGAGCUUGCCCACCUUGUCGUUUAAUUUGCGAUGAAGAUUACCCUUGUGGCCACAAAUGCAACUUAAAGUGCCAUGGCCCCAGACCUCCUGCUCUUCCAGAAUUUACAUUGAAGCCAAAGAAAAAGAAGUUAAAUCGUGAAGCUGAAUAUACACCGGGUUCAUCGUGCCCUCCUUGUCCAGAACUUGUAUGGAGGUCAUGUGUCGGUCAUCAUGUUGGAGCAGAGAGGAUGAUGAUCUGCUCAAAACCUGCUGAAUUUUCAUGCGAGAAUUUAUGUGGUAAUCCUCUUCCUUGUGGCAAUCAUUAUUGCACAAAAGUCUGCCAUGCUUUGAAGGGUGGUUCAAAAUCACAUGGGCGUGGGCUGGGUGAGUCCUGCGAAGAGUGUAAUCUUCCUUGCCAGAAGGAUAGGAGCCCUCAUUGUGUCCAUUCUUGCCCCUUAGCAUGUCAUCCUGGAGAUUGCCCUCCUUGUAAAUCGCUAAUUAAGCGCUCAUGUCACUGCGGUUCUAUGGUUCAUGCUUUUGAGUGCCUAUAUUAUAAUAGCUUGACAGAUAAGGAGCAAAUGACUGUUCGUUCAUGUGGAGGUCCAUGUCACCGGAAGUUGCCAUAUUGUACACAUCUAUGUCCACAGACGUGUCAUCCUGGUGAAUGCCCAUCAGCUGACAAGUGCUUAAAGAAGGUGGUUGUUCGUUGUGGAUGCCAGACCUUGAAAAAGGAGUGGGUGUGCCAAGAUGUGCAAGUGGCCUAUAGAAAUGCUGGUUCUGAUCCCCAAGAUGUACCCAAAAGUCGAUUUGGAAUUGGUCUUCUUCAAUGUGGUUCAGAAUGCCUGAGUAAAGUGAAGAGUAGCGAUACUGAGUUACAACAUCGUAAACCCAAAGUGACAGAGACGAAGGAAUCAGAAGUUGAGAAAUCUUUAGGAAAGCGUAGAAGACGGCGCGAGCGGCUACAGGAAGACAAGAAACCCUCGAAACUGCAGUCUAUUGUAGCUGCGGUAAAGAAGGUGCUAUUGAUUGUCAUCAUAUUAUUGAGCCUGAUUGCAUUAGCAUAUUUCGGCUACAAUGGCCUCCUGUGGCUCUCGGAUUGGAUGAAUGAAAGGGAAAUACAACGCCAAAGGAGACGACAACCCCGGAUUUAG
Molecule: messenger RNA, 2610 nt
Organism: Oldenlandia corymbosa var. corymbosa
Lineage: Eukaryota; Viridiplantae; Streptophyta; Magnoliopsida; Gentianales; Rubiaceae
Source: the annotation of a GenBank genome assembly